AUGCGGGGCCAGAGCGCGUUGUGGAGGCUGUGGGCCGCAGCCGCUGCUGCAGUGCUGGCCGGGGAGCGCGGGCGUGCUGCUGCUGCAGCAGCGCAGCAGCAGCACCCUGCAGCAGCAGCAGCAGCAGCAGCAGCAGCAGCAGCAGCGACGGAGCUGGAGUGGGAGGGGCGGAUCGUGGCGCUGGGGGACCUGCACGGAGACGCAGCAAACGCGCUGCUGCUGCUGCAGGCCCUGGGCGUGGUGGACAGCAGCAGCAAAUGGGCUGCUGGCAGCAGCACACUUUUGCUGCAGACUGGAGACAUUGUGGACAGAGGCCCCGAAGGCAAACUUCUCUAUGAGCUCUUCAGCCAGUGGCAGCAGCAGGCGCAGCAGCAGGGCAGCAAAGUGCUGCUGCUGCUCGGCAACCACGACGCCAUGAACCUCUGCGGCGACUUCCGGUGA
Messenger RNA from Eimeria necatrix, 441 nucleotides. Its product is annotated as serine/threonine protein phosphatase, putative. Gene Ontology annotation, molecular function: hydrolase activity. The record is from RefSeq and is a predicted model, not a curated record. The coding region runs from base 1 to 441 and encodes 146 amino acids. The transcript has a single exon. NCBI's taxonomy places the organism in Eukaryota, Apicomplexa, Conoidasida, Eucoccidiorida, Eimeriidae.